AUGAUUUAUGCCGCUAAGUAUUAUAAUUAAAUUUAAAUUUUUUAAAAAAUACAACUGCGAACCAUACACUCUGCUGCUGACCGGAAGAAGGACGAGAGUAUACGAACUGGUUUUUCCGAUAUGGGUCACGAUUCCAAUCCGCCGCCGCCGCCGUCUCCGUCGCGGGAAAAGCCAAGUCCGACGGCAGAUCAGGAAGAAGACUCGUCUAGCCCUUCCACCGCUUUGCUCUCUUCAAACCCAUCUCACAAAAGAAGCAUUGUCUUCAUUUCUCUUACUUUCAGUACUCGUUUCGCUCUCUCCGCCGCCAUAGCCUUCGCCUUCCUCUUCUUCUCCGCCGCCUCCACUGCCGACGGUGUCAGCUCCACCGCCCGUACUCUCUCUAAGCUGAAACGUCCAGUGGUUCUAUUGAUCUCCUCCGAUGGGUUUCGAUUUGGGUAUCAAUUCAAAACCUCAACCCCAAACAUUGACCGUCUGAUUGCAAAUGGGACCGAGGCCGAGAGGGGUUUGAUUCCUGUUUUUCCAACUCUAACUUUUCCCAAUCAUUACUCGAUCGUCACUGGCCUUUAUCCCGCCCAUCACGGCAUUAUCAACAACUUUUUUCUCGAUCCAGUGACCGGAGACGCCUUCACGAUGGCUAAUCACGACCCUAAGUGGUGGCUCGGCGAGCCGCUGUGGGAGACGGUGGUCAAUCAAGGGCUCAGUGCAGCAACAGCCUUCUGGGUCGGUGCUGAGGUAAACAAAGGCUCAUGGUCUUGCCCUGCAAAUUUCUGUCAUCAUUAUAAUGGUUCAGUUCCAUUUGAGGAACGAGUAGAUAUGAUUUUGCAGUAUUUUGAUUUGCCUAGUGAGGAAAUUCCUGUGUUCAUGACUCUGUAUUUUGAGGACCCAGACCAUCAGGGUCACAAGGUUGGUCCUGAUGAUCCACAAAUCACUGAUGCUGUAGCUAGAAUUGAUCUAAUGCUUGGUAAACUAAUUUCUGGCCUGGAGAAAAGAGGAGUAUUCGAGGAUGUUAAUGUAAUCUUGGUUGGUGAUCAUGGAAUGGUCGGAACUUGUGAUAAGAAGUUGAUUUUUCUUGAGGAUUUAGCUCCAUGGAUUGUGAUUCCAGAGAGGUGGGUUCAAUCAAGAACUCCUCUGCUAGCAAUUCGUCCACCGUCUGAUGUUUCACCUGCUGAUGUUGUCUUGAAAAUGAAUGAAGCUUUGCAAUCUGGGAAAGUUGAGAAUGGGAAGUAUCUGAAAAUGUAUGUCAAGGAAGAGCUUCCGUCUCGGCUUCACUACAGUGGGAGCGAUCGGAUUCCUCCGGUGAUCGGGUUGGUUGAAGAGGGAUUUAAGGUGGAGAUGAAGAACAGUAAAGGGAGGGAGUGUGGAGGAGAUCAUGGGUAUGACAAUGCCAUAUUUUCCAUGAGAACCAUUUUCAUUGGCCAUGGUCCACGGUUUGCAAGAGGGAGAAAAGUCGCUUCUUUUGAAAAUGUUCAGAUAUAUAACUUGGUUACUUCAAUUCUCAACAUCAAACCUGCCCCUAACAAUGGUUCUGCAUCAUUUCCCCAAUCUGUUCUCUUGCCUUCGCCAUAGAAUCCUUGGCACAUUGCCCGAACAGAUUGCCACGACAAUUGUUUUAACUCGAACAUCGUUGUUGCAAAGUGUUGAGGAUUGUUGGGAAGAAAUUCCAUAUGGGCUA
This is a messenger RNA of Cucurbita maxima (winter squash), 1672 nucleotides long. Its product is annotated as ectonucleotide pyrophosphatase/phosphodiesterase family member 1-like. Lineage: Eukaryota; Viridiplantae; Streptophyta; Magnoliopsida; Cucurbitales; Cucurbitaceae. The transcript is spliced from 2 exons. The record is from RefSeq and is a predicted model, not a curated record. The coding region runs from base 121 to 1566 and encodes 481 amino acids. Gene Ontology annotation, cellular component: vacuole.